CUUCCAAGCAAACACUCGCUCGAUGAUCUUCAGCAACCGCACACCCUGGUCCACACGGAACUCCUCCUGUCACACACACACACACAGACACAAAGAGGAGGAAGAUGUGCGACGUGCAGCUGCUGCGGGAGUCGGUACAUGAGCGGAUCAGCGCCGCCGCCGAAGACUUCCUGCUGCAGCUGGAGAAAGGAGGAGAAACGGCUCGAGUCCCGGAGCUGAGAGCGAUGCUAACCGAGCGGCUAACGGCGGCGGCGGAGGAGAUCGUCGCGGUGUUCGAAGACAGAAUGGAGCGGUCCGAGCGGGAGCUCUGCCGCCAGAGGAGGCUGCUGGAGGCCGUGAUGAAGCCCGAACUCCGGCUGCACCGAGUUGUGUGUCCUGCAGACGUACAGCAGCUGAUGGUGAAUAAAGAAGAGGUUCCCCCUGAGCAGCAGCAGUGGAGCCCCCUUGUGGACCAGGGGGACCAAAAGCCCCCCCACAUUAAAGAGGAACAGGAGGAACCGUGGACCAAUCAGGAGGGAGAGCAGUUUCAACAACUUGAGGAGGCUGAUAUCAAGUUCACAUGGACUGCUGUCACUAUAAAGAGUGAAGAAGAUGAAGAGAAACCUGAGUUGUCACAGCUUCAUCAGAGUCAGACUGAAGAGAACAGAGCGGACUGUGGAGAACAAGAACCAGCCAGGAACUCAGGUCCUGAUGGACAUUUACAACAAGGUACUGAGGACAAGACUGAAGACAGUGAAGAUGAUUGGAUGCAGACCAGGGAACCUCAGUCUGGUUUAAAUACAAAAAAUAGCAAACAGCCUCUAAAUGAUAUGAAAUGUAAAACUGAUAAGAAAGCAUUUGGUUGUUCUGAGUGUGGUAAAAGAUUCAAACAAAAGUGUGGUCUAACAAGACACAUGAGGGCUCAUACAGGAGAGAAACCAUUUAGUUGCUCUGAGUGUGAUCAAAGUUUCAAACGAAAGGGCCAUCUAACUGAACAUAUGUGGGACCAUACAGGAGAGAGACCAUUUAGUUGCUCUGAGUGUGAUCAAAGAUUCAAACGAAAGGGCCAUCUAACUCUACAUAUGAGGAUUCAUACAGGACAGAAACUGUUUAGUUGCUCCGAGUGUGGUAGAAGAUUUCUUCAAAAGGGCCUACUAACUCUACAUAUGAGGAUUCAUACAGGAGAGAAACCGUUUAGUUGCGCUGAGUGUGGUAAAAGACUCAGACGAAAUUGCGAUCUAACUGAACAUAUGAGGAUUCAUUCAGGAGCAAAACCGUUUAGUUGCGCUGAGUGUGGUAAAAGAUUCAGACGAAAUGGCGAGCUAACUGUACAUAUGAGGACUCAUACAGGAGAGAAACCGUUUUGUUGCAUUGAGUGUGGUAAAAGAUUCAAACGAAAGUGGGAUCUAACUGAACAUCUGUGGGACCAUACAGGAGAGAGACCAUUUAGUUGCUCUGAGUGUGAUCAAAGAUUCAAACGAAAGGGCCAUCUAACUCUACAUAUGAGGAUUCAUACAGGAGACAGACCAUUUAGUUGCUCUGAGUGUGAUCAAAGAUUCAAACGAAAGGGCCCUCUAACUCUACAUAUGAGGAUUCAUACAGGAGAGAAACUGUUUAGUUGCUCCGAGUGUGGUAAAGGAUUUCUUCAAAAGGGCCUACUAACUGUACAUAUGAGGACUCAUACAGGUAGAAAGCAUUUAGUUGCGCCUAUUGUGGUAAAAGAUUUAGACUAAUGGGUAAUCUAACUGCAUAUGAGUUAGCCUGGGUGCCAGACGAACUUAGCCCCGCCCAUAACAUUUGAGUUCAGGAAGUUCGGUCUGGCAUUGCUCCGUUGGGGAGAAACUAUGAUCGAACAGAAGCUGUUCUGACCAAUCAAUUUGUCAUGGCGGACUUUAUACGAUGAUGGACAGAUGAUCUACAGUGACGUAAUCAAUCAAGUCAGCAAACAGCGCUGCCUGCCGCUGGAGAGCUGAGAUGAUUUUUGAGCAAUUAUUCAUAUUAUCCAUAUUCAUAGUUCACUGUUCUAAAUAGAGAAUUUAGAAUUCCCCUUUCACCUGUUUUUAUCAGAGUUAAACGAUAUCUUUGUCCUUAGAAAAAAUAACUCAUUGAAUAACCUGAAAGAUUUGUGUUGAUAUUUCUUUUUUCUACUGAUUUGAUUUAUGCCAUAUAUAUUACAUACCCAUAUAUACUGAAUGUAUUUUUCAUAAUUUCCCCUGUGUCUGGUAAAAAACUUGCCCAAAAUUAAACAGACAUUAGAGGAUUCAUACAGGAGAGAAAUUAAUCGUUUGCAAAAUAUUUAUAUAGAUUUAUCAGCAGCUAUCGCUAUUAUCCAUAUUCAUAGUUAACUGUUGUAAAAAGAGAAUUAAGAAUCUCUCCACCUGUUUUUAUCAGUUAAACAAUUUUUAUGUUCCUUCACAACACAACACAUUGACUAACAUGAAAGAUUUGUGUUGAUAUUUUUUGUUUUUACUGAUUUAUGCCUCAUAUAAUACACACCUAUACUGUGAAGGAAAUAAGUAUUUGAUCCUUUGCCGAUUUUUCAAGUUUGACCACUGACUAAUAAAUGAACAGUUGAUGAUUGUAAUGGUAGGUUUAUUGUAACAUUGACAGACAGAAUAUCAACAAAGAAUAUCAAGAUCAUAAAACUCACAUCAUAUAAAAGUUUGAAUUGAUUUGCAUUUGAUUGUGUGAAAUAUAAGUAUAUGACCCACAGAUUUUGUGAAAAAAUGCAUUUAAAUCAGCGUAGUUCAUAGUGAAGCCAUAUACAUUAGUUACAUCGAAAAAAAAGUCUUAGAAAAAGAGCAAAAACACGGGCAACAUCUGAAUUAAAUGAGAUUUAAAUGUGACCAGCAUGGAGACGAAAUGUAGGUGAAAAUAUUCUGUGCUAGGUGACGUGUGUGAGCUACACAGCAGCCACCAGGGGGCCACUGAAAUGUGGUUUCACUUUUGGGAAAUUGUCAUGUAAUCCAUUAUGUACAGUCGUACGUUACCCCACGACAUGUUAAGUUACUUUGCGUUUACUAAGGUUACUUUGCGUUACAUUUUUUCCCAUGUUAGUAAAUUUCUCUUUUUAAUUAUUUACUUGUUUAAAAUGAAU
Molecule: messenger RNA, 3076 nt
Organism: Limanda limanda (common dab)
Lineage: Eukaryota; Metazoa; Chordata; Actinopteri; Pleuronectiformes; Pleuronectidae
Product: gastrula zinc finger protein XlCGF57.1-like
Exons: 2
Coding region: 105-1712 (535 amino acids)
Biological process (GO): regulation of transcription by RNA polymerase II
Molecular function (GO): RNA polymerase II cis-regulatory region sequence-specific DNA binding; DNA-binding transcription factor activity, RNA polymerase II-specific
Source: RefSeq, a predicted model, not a curated record